AUGGAUAAAUUUAAGGCUGCGCUUGUGCUGGCUGGGGUAGGGGAUGCUCUCGGUUACCGCAAUUUCUCCCGAGAAAACAAUGCCCUGGGUGCAAAAAUCCAGCAGGAGCUGAAGGAAAUUGGAGGGCUGGAGAACCUGGUGCUCUCUCCCGACAAGUGGCCAGUAAGUGACAACACGCUCAUGCACAUGGCUACAGCAGAGGCUGUCAUCACAGAUUACUGGUGUUUAGAAGACCUGUACAGGGAGCUGGUAAAACGCUACGUUGAUGCUAUCGACAAGCUCUCGGGGAGGCGGCCAGACCCCGCCACCAUCGAAGGCUGCAGGGAAUUGAAACCAGACAACUACCUUCUCGCCUGGCACACACCAUUCAAUGAAAAGGGUUCUGGGUUUGGAGCAUCCACAAAAGCCAUGUGCUUAGGGAUGAGAUACUGGAAGCCGGAGAGGCUGGAGUCCCUUAUUGAAGUGAGCAUUGAAUGUGGACGAAUGACUCAUAACCACCCCACAGGCUUUCUAGGGUCCCUAUGCACAGCUCUCUUUGUGGCAUAUGCAAUACAAGGGAAACCCCUCGCACAGUGGGGAAGAGAGAUGAUGAAGGUUGUGCCGAUGGCUGAAGAAUACUGCAAGAAGACCAUUCGCCACAUGGCAGAAUAUCAGGAGCACUGGUUUUACUUUGAAGCCAAGUGGCAGUUUUAUUUGGAGGAGAGAGAAAUCAAUGAGGAAAAUCAGAAUAAACCUGUCUUUCCGGACAACUACGACGCAGAGGAGAGAGAAAAGACGUACAGGAGGUGGAGCUCUGAAGGCCGGGGAGGAAGACGAGGCCACGAUGCCCCCAUGAUUGCCUACGAUGCUCUGCUGGGCUGCGGUGGGGACUGGACGGAGCUCUGCAACCGUUCCAUGUUCCACGGAGGAGAAAGCGCAGCUACCGGGUCUAUUGCCGGCUGCCUGUACGGCUUGGUUUACGGCCUGAGCAAGGUCCCCAAAGGCUUGUACCAGGACCUGGAACAACGGGAGAGGCUCGAGUACUUGGGCGAGAAUCUUUACCGACUAUCCAUGGAGGAAAAGUAAAGCGGUUUCUGCCAUUUUCUCUUUCUAUAAAGACUAUAUCAAAUCCUUGUAGAUAACUGACUGACGUUCAUAGCGAAGGAAUUAGCCGGGAGUUAGUCUGAAAGGUUGUAUGUAGUUCGUGUGCAAGCAAAGAUAGCUGAAUUAUUCAAGACUGAUUAGAUAUUUACAGUCUUUGUGGUUUUU
This is a messenger RNA of Egretta garzetta (little egret), 1248 nucleotides long. It is a transcript of the gene ADPRHL1, whose product is annotated as ADP-ribosylhydrolase like 1. Gene Ontology annotation, molecular function: ADP-ribosylarginine-[protein] hydrolase activity; magnesium ion binding. Bases 1 to 1065 code for a protein of 354 amino acids. Lineage: Eukaryota; Metazoa; Chordata; Aves; Pelecaniformes; Ardeidae. Gene Ontology annotation, biological process: protein de-ADP-ribosylation. The transcript is spliced from 7 exons. The record is from RefSeq and is a predicted model, not a curated record.